Myripristis murdjan (pinecone soldierfish) is the source of this 2312-nucleotide messenger RNA. RefSeq lists its product as uncharacterized. The record is from RefSeq and is a predicted model, not a curated record. NCBI's taxonomy places the organism in Eukaryota, Metazoa, Chordata, Actinopteri, Holocentriformes, Holocentridae. Bases 51 to 1937 code for a protein of 628 amino acids. Gene Ontology annotation, molecular function: GTP binding. The transcript has 5 exons.
GUUCUUCCUCUCAGAUAACCUGGUUAGUCAAACCAGUAGACUCGUUUGAGAUGGCUCUGAACACGAACUCUUCUCCAGUUGUUACUGACAUGAGGAUUGUUAUAGUGGGGAAGACGGGAUCAGGGAAGAGUGCCACAGGUAACACCAUCCUGGGACGAAAAGUCUUUCACACGGAGGAGCUCUCUCCAUCAUCUGUGACAAUUUGCUGUGCCAAAGAGAAAAGCCACUUUGAUGAAAGAAGCGUCACUGUCAUUGACACUCCUGGGGCCUUUGACACAAAGAUGAUGGAGGCCCAGCUGAAAAGUGAAAUAGACAGAUGUAUCAGCCUGUCGCUCCCAGGACCCCAUGUGUUCCUGCUGGUGAUUAGCCUGAUGGCAAGGUUCACAAAGGAGGAGGAGAAUGCUGUGAAGUGGAUCAAGGACAGCUUUGGUGGAGAAGCUUCCAGGUAUAUUCUGGUACUUUUCACCGGGGGAGACAAGCUCAAGGAGAAGACAGUCGACACCUGUCUUGACCAGUGCCCCGAGCUCAAGGAGGUUGUCAGUGGCUGUGCAGGCUACUUUGUGUUUGACAACACCCGCAUAGAUAAUCGCACUCAGGUGUCUGAUCUCUUUGAAAAGAUAGAGGAGAUAGUGAAAUCAAAUGGAGGUCACUAUACCAGUGACAUAUAUGAAGAGGCCCAGAGAAAGAUGAAAGAAAAUGAGAAGUGGUCGAAGUGGGGAGAUAACAUGAACUCUCUCAGUAAUGGUCUAAUAACGGCAUCAGUAUUUACCAUGGCUGUUGCUAACCCUCCUCUUCGUGUCCUUGCCGUGGUGGCAGAGGAACUAGCAUUUACAGCCAGAGCAGGCUCUGCUGUCAUGGCCGCUGGCGCAGGGAUUUCUAAAGUCCUUGGGAAGUGGAUGAAACCUAAAAAAGACAACCAGGACAGUCAUGUUGCUGUGCCUCUGAGAGAGAAAAAACAGAGAACCCUUCCCCGGUCUGAUGGGUGUGGUCUGUCUGGCCAUGACGCUCUGGAUUUGUCUGGGGGGCUGAGGAUAGUCCUGGUGGGCAAGACUGGAUCAGGGAAGAGUGCAACAGGAAACACCAUCCUGGGGAGGGCAGCCUUCAAAGAGGACCCAAGCCCUGUUUCUGUGACAAAACACUGCGAGAGGCAGAGUGGAGAAGUGGACGGGACCAUGGUCCACGUCAUCGACACGCCAGGGCUGUUUGACACCAUUGUUACAGAGGAGGAAUUAAAGACAAAGAUAGAAGAGUGUGUCAAAAUGUCAGUCCCCGGCCCUCAUGCCUUUCUGUUGGUGAUCAGGCUUGGAGUGAGGUUCACUGAAGAGGAGAGAAACGCCGUCAAGUGGAUCCAGGAUAACUUUGGAGACGAUGCCUCCAUGUACACCAUCAUGCUGUUUACGUGUAAAGAUCAGGCAAAAGCCGACAAUGCUCUGAAGGAGUGCAAGGAGCUGCGGAGACUCUCAAUCACAUUUGGACGCAGAUACCACGCCUUCAACAACAACGACGCAGAUGACCGGGUUCAGGUCAAAGAUCUGAUCACAAUGAUCAAGGAAAUGGUACAUGAUAACGGGGGAAAGCACUACACAAACGAGAUGUAUGAAAAAGCUCAGAGAAAGCUCAGAGAGGAGGAGGAGCGGAAGACACAGGAGGAGGAGAAGAAGAAAGAGGAGGAGAGGAAAAUGUGGGAUGCAGAGAGAGAAAAGAAAGAGAAAGAGAGAGCAAAGGAGAAAAAUGUUAGAAAAAAGAAUAUACGUGCGGCAUCAGCUGCUGCUAUUGUGCUGGUGUUGGUUGGCAUGGUUAUAGCAGUAGGAGCAAACCAGACAGUGGCCCUGUGUCUAGGAGCUCCAGCACUCAUACUAGGAGUGCUUUGUGGCAUUGCUGCCCUGGGCAUAUGGAAAGGAGUAAAUUGCAGACGCAGAGCAAAUAAUCCAGUAUAACUUAGAGCAGACUGGCACUCAUAGUAUAGUAUAAUGGAUCCACAGUGACAUGCAUCAGUAUUGGCAUGUUUAUGGUUGUUAUUGGUCCUGUGCACCACUGAUUCUGGCCAUAUUCCACAUAACACACCUAGUACUGUCACUGAUGAAACUCAUGAAAGAAUUAUUUCUGCAUCCUGUUCCUAAAUUAUACAGUGUCAACAAUGCAAAACACAAGUACAAGACAUAAACUCAGUCGACUAUAUCCACUAAAAUCGGAGUUGCAGACGUACAAACAGUAUGAAAUAUAAAACUUUAUUUCAGUUGUCUACUGUUUUAUGGUUUCAAUUUUUCACAACUUUGCCAUACACUGCUUUAAACAUGAGGCGCAGAUCUUGA